AUGUCCUCACCAGAGCCCAGCAUCACAGCCCGCAACUACUGCAGUCAGGAUUUGCAUGAAGCGGAAUUUGCUUGGGACAAAGAAGGCGCGGUGGACACGGACCGGCAAUCGCUGCUUGAAAAGAAGCUGGCAGAAGCUGUGGCCAAGGUGGAGGAAGAGAGAAAAAAGAUCCUUUCAUCAGAUGAAGGAAGCCGCCACUCUUGGCAGCUUUGUCGAUCUUGGUCCUCCCUCGAACGCGCCAUCCUUGCUGGGGAGUCCUUGGGUGAUGAGGCUUUGGCUGCCCUGAACAUGCGUUACACGGCCGACGACGAGGAGUUUGUCGUCUCUGUGCCCCCCGACCCUUCGGAUGUGCGAUACGCGGACCUCCAAUUGGAUCCGCGCCAUGUGGCUGCAUCGUCGCUGAUUGGCUAUGGUCUCAUUGCUGGCAUUUUCUUUGGCUUCAUUCCCAUUGUGGCUGGCAUUACCAACCUUACCACGCUGGAGAGCGUUUGCAAGAUUGGCUUCCUCAAUGACUUCUUCGGCCGCAAUCCCAGCUUGGCUGCGAUGUGGGAAGGACUUGCCAGCACACUUGGGCUAACAAUCUUUAUGUCCUUCUUACCGACGUUUUUGGUGAUGAUUUUCAGCGCCUGCUUCACUAUGAAGGCAAAUGCAUGGGAGCAGCACCACAUUCAGCAGUGGUAUUUCUACUUCCUGGUGGUGUACGUGCUCCUGGUGACUGCCGUGGGUACGUCGCUGUGGGAUAGAUUCAAGGAACUUGUUGAGUCACCCACUUCCAUCUUGCAGCUCAUCGCACAGACACUACCCGCUGCAUCUCACUUUUAUUUGAAUUAUGUACCCUUGCAGUGGGGUACUCAUGGUAUGAACAUGCUGCGCUAUGUGAACCUCUUCAAAUUCCUUGGGUUCCGGAAGGUUUGCUCCGAGGACACAGCUCGAAUUAAAGCAGAGCCAGAAGACCAAGAUUAUUACGGUAUGGGCUCACGAAGUGCCAGACAUACACUCAUUGCCGUGACUGGCCUGGUGUUCUGCACUCUUUCUCCCCUGAUUACCGUCCUAUGCUUCAUCAAUGGUGCUGUGUGCCGCUUUCUUUAUGGGUACCUCUUUGUCUACGCCGAGACAAAGAAGGCAGACCUGGGCGGUGUCUUCUGGAUGACCCAAAUGCGACAUAUGCAGCAGGGACUGUUGAUCUACAUUGCCCUCAUGACUGGCGUGCUGCUAGAGCGUGCUAACAGCAUUGUUCCUUCUGUCAUUGCAGGAAGCAGCGCCGUACUUUGGCUGUACAGCUACCGUCGCUUCAACCAUGCCUUCCAUUUGGAAAAUCUCCCGCUGAGGGACAUCAAGGCAGGAAGAACGCAGUUUGAGAGAUUUUUCAAUGCGUGGAUUUACUGUAUGGGUUUGAAGUUCGAAGGCACUAUAACACAAUAUGUUUGCCUUCUCUGA
Molecule: messenger RNA, 1437 nt
Organism: Durusdinium trenchii
Lineage: Eukaryota; Dinophyceae; Suessiales; Symbiodiniaceae
Source: the annotation of a GenBank genome assembly